This is a messenger RNA of Striga hermonthica, 1521 nucleotides long. The record is from the annotation of a GenBank genome assembly. NCBI's taxonomy places the organism in Eukaryota, Viridiplantae, Streptophyta, Magnoliopsida, Lamiales, Orobanchaceae.
AUGGAAACAAUACUAACAAUCUCCCUCCUCCUCUCCUCCUUCAUCCUUUUCCUUCUUAUCAAGAAACGUAAUCGGUCCCUCCUGGCCCAAAACCUCCCUCCCGGCCCGAUUAAGCUCCCCCUCAUCGGCAACCUCCACCUCAUCGGCCAGCUCCCCUUCCGCUCCUUCCGGGCCCUCUCGACCCGACACGGCCCAAUCAUGCACCUCACGCUAGGCGAGGUCCGGGCCUUCGUGGUCUCAUCCCCGGGCCUCGCCAAACGGGUCCUCACCGACGGUGACCCGGGCUUCACUGACCGGCCCGAAUCCAUUGCCUUCGAGAUCAUGUGGUACAACUACACCAGCAUUUCCUUCAGCCUGUACGGUGACUACUGGCGGCAGAUGCGCAAGAUUUGCAUGAUUGAGCUCCUGAGCGCGAAAAACGUCCGCUCCUUCGUCUCCAUUCGGGCAGACGAGGUGGCCCGCAUGGUCGAGUCGAUUCGGGCCUCGGCCCGAAAGCCCGUCAACCUCACGGAGAUGGCCUUCACCCUUACAAGUGGCGUCACGUGUCGGGCCGCGUUCGGGAAGGUGUGCAAGGAUAGGGACGGGCUUGUCGGGCUCUUGCGGGCCGCGUUCAAGAUGGCAGGUGGGUUAGAGAUUGCUGACCUGUACCCGACUCGGCGGGUCAUUAGGGCACUGAGCUGGAGCAGGAUGAAGCUGGUUGAGAUGAGGCGAAAAGUCGAUGUGAUUCUCGACGAUAUUAUUCGGGAACACAAGGAAACAGCGGGAAAAGGUGGUGUGAGGAGGGGGAAUGGGGAGUUUGGGAAUGAGGAUUUGGUUGAUGUGUUCUUGAGGGUUAUGGAGGGUGGGGAGCUCGAUAUCCCGAUCGGAAACAAUAACAUCAAGGCCGUUUUACUCGACUUGUUCGCAGCCGGAACCGAGACAUCAUCGAUCGUGAUCGACUGGACAAUGGUCGAGCUCAUGCGAAACCCUAGAGUCAUGGCCAAGGCCCAAGCCGAAAUCAGACAAGCCUUCCAGAAGGACCAAACAAUCGAGGAACAAGAUCUCACGCACAAACUAAAGUACCUAAAGCUCGUAAUCAAAGAGUCCCUGCGGCUACACCCGCCGAUCCCAAUCAUCCCAAGGUUAUCCAGAGAGGAAUGUGUGCUCGACGGGUACACGAUCCCAGCCAAAUCUAGAGUCUUGGUCAACAACUGGGCCAUGCAGAGGGACCCAAAAUACUGGAAGGAUCCCGAGAGUUUCGUGCCCGAUAGGUUUGAAGAUGGGGGCCUGGAUUUCAUGAAUGAGGGUCUUCAAUAUUUACCGUUUGGGAUGGGGAAAAGGAUGUGUCCCGGGAUGGCGUUCGGCCUAGCCAGCAUCGAGCUUCCCUUGGCCCGACUUCUCUAUAGUUUUGACUGGAAGCUUCCGGAAGGGGUGCGUGCAGAAGAUUUGGACAUGACCGAGAAUCCUGGGGUCACGGCCUCAAGGAAGGACAAGCUUUUCUUGGUCGCUAUUCCGUACGAGCCUUCGAUUCGUCUACUAUAG